Messenger RNA from Sapajus apella (tufted capuchin), 2231 nucleotides. It is a transcript of the gene TNFRSF1A, whose product is annotated as TNF receptor superfamily member 1A. Gene Ontology annotation, cellular component: membrane raft; signaling receptor complex; mitochondrion. The transcript is spliced from 10 exons. The record is from RefSeq and is a predicted model, not a curated record. Bases 310 to 1677 code for a protein of 455 amino acids. Gene Ontology annotation, molecular function: tumor necrosis factor binding; tumor necrosis factor receptor activity. Lineage: Eukaryota; Metazoa; Chordata; Mammalia; Primates; Cebidae. Gene Ontology annotation, biological process: tumor necrosis factor-mediated signaling pathway; inflammatory response; prostaglandin metabolic process.
CCAGCUCUUCCUGGUGCGCUGUUGCAACACCGACUCACUCUGCCUCACUGUUCCCCUCCCACCUCCUCUCUCCUUCUCUCUAAUUUUCUCAGAAUUCUCUGCACCCGGGCUCCAGUUCUAGCCUUUGGGGCUCAAGAUCACCGGGACCGGGCCGUCGUCUCUAUGCCCGAGUCUCAGCCCUCAAUUGUCAUCUCCAGACACUUGUGAUGUCCCGGACAGACCGAGAGGAGACUCAGGAAGCCUCCUGCGCUGCCACUGCCACACUGCCCUGAGCCCAAAUGGGGGAGUGAGAGGCCAUAGGUGUCUGGCAUGGGCCUCCCCAUCGUGCCUGACCUGCUGCUGCCACUGGUGCUCCUGGUGCUGCUGGUGGGAGUAAACCCCUCAGGGGUUAUUGGACUGGUCCCUCACCUCGCGGACAAGGAGAAGAGAGAUAGUGUGUGUCCCCAAGGAAAAUAUAUCCACCCUCAAAAUAAUUCUGUUUGCUGUACCAAGUGCCACAAAGGAACCUACUUGUACAACGACUGUCCAGGCCCAGGGCAGGACACGGACUGCAGGGAGUGUGAGAGCGGCUCUUUCACCGCUUCAGAGAACCACCUCAGACACUGCCUCAGCUGCUCCAAAUGCCGAGAGGAAGUGGGCCAGGUGGAGAUCUCUCCUUGCACAGUGGACCGGGACACCGAGUGUGGCUGUGGGAAGAACCAGUACCGGCAUUAUUUUAAUGAAAACUUUUUCCAGUGCGUCAACUGCAGCCUCUGCCUCAAUGGCACCAUACAUAUCCACUGCCAGGAGAAACAGAACACCGUGUGCAACUGCCAUGCAGGGUUCUUUCUAAGUGAAAACAAGUGCGUCUCCUGUAGUAACUGUAAGAAAGACCUGGACUGCACGAAAUUGUGCCUACCCUCGACUGAGGAUGUUAAGCGCCCUGAGGACCCAGGCACCGCAGUGCUGUUGCCCCUGGUCAUCUUCUUUGGUCUUUGCCUUUUAUCCCUCCUCUUCAUCGGUUUAAUGUAUCGUUAUCAACGGUGGAAGCCCAAGCUCUACUCCAUUGUUUGUGGGAAAUCAACACCUAAAAAAGAGGGAGAGCUUGAUGGAACUACUUCUAAGCCCCUGGCCCCAACCCCAAGCUUCAGUCCCACUCCAGACUGCAUCUCCACCGUGGGUUUCACUCCCAUGCCCAAUUCCAUCUUCACCUCCAGCUCCCUCUAUACCCCUGGGGACUGUCCCAACCUCGCGGCUCCCCACAGAGAGAUGGCACCACCCUACCAGGGUGCUGACCCCAUCUUGGCCCCAGCCCUCGCCUCUGCCCUCAUCCCCACCGCGCUUCAGAAGUGGGAGGACAGCGCUCACAAGCCACAGAGCGUAGACACCGACGACCCCGCGACGCUGUACGCCGUGGUGGACGGCGUGCCCCCCCUGCGCUGGAAGGAGUUCGUGCGGCGCCUGGGGCUGAGCGAACACGAGAUCGAGCGGCUGGAGCUGCAGAACGGGCGCUGCCUGCGAGAAGCGCACUACAGCAUGCUGGCGGCCUGGAGGCGGCGCACGCCGCGGCGCGAGGCCACGCUGGAGCUGCUGGGCCGCGUGCUCCGCGACAUGGACCUGCUGGGCUGCCUGGAGGACAUCGAGGAGGCGCUGUGCGGCCCCGCCACCCUCCCGCCCGCGCCCGAUCUUCUCAGAUGAGGCUGCGCCCCCGUGGGCAGCUCGAAGGACAGUCGCUGCGAAACCCCCUUCUGGAGAGGUGGGGUGCUGGAGGAGCAGGCAGGGGCCGGCAGCCGCCUGCUUGGUGCUACCCUCUAGAUGUACAUAGCUUUUCUCCGCUGUCUGAGCGUGGCCUGCAGUCAGCGCUGUGCGCUGCGCGCGUGGGGAGAGGUGUGCCGCGGGCUCAAGAGCCCGGGAGAGGCAGUGUGCCAAGAGCCUGAGUGGGAGUUUCGGGGACGAGGGGCGCGGUGCCUCAUGUCUUGGGUGUUCUCACCAGCAAGACUGCUCGGGGACCCCUGGUUUCUCCCUGAGCCUUUUUCAUACAUAAGCAGUCUUUUUUUUUUUUUUUUUUUUUUUUAAAGCAAUCAUGUUACACUAAUAGAAACUUGGCGCUCCUGUGCCCUCUGCCUAGACAAGCACAGAGCAGGAUGAACUGUCCCAAGGCAGGGGUGAACACAGAACAAUGGGGCCUUCAGUUGGAGCUGUGGACUUUUGUAAAUGCACUAAAUCUCGGAAAUUAAAGCUCUGCUCUUGGA